Onychostruthus taczanowskii (white-rumped snowfinch) is the source of this 307-nucleotide messenger RNA. RefSeq names its product voltage-dependent P/Q-type calcium channel subunit alpha-1A-like. Gene Ontology annotation, biological process: chemical synaptic transmission; calcium ion import across plasma membrane. The transcript has 2 exons. Gene Ontology annotation, cellular component: neuronal cell body; voltage-gated calcium channel complex; membrane. The annotation marks the transcript as partial. Gene Ontology annotation, molecular function: high voltage-gated calcium channel activity. The record is from RefSeq and is a predicted model, not a curated record. Lineage: Eukaryota; Metazoa; Chordata; Aves; Passeriformes; Passeridae.
GACCCCUCCCACCAAUUUCGACACUUUCCCAGCAGCAAUAAUGACGGUGUUUCAGGUAUGCCCCACCCCCCUCCCAGGUGAUGGGGAGGGUCUCCAGAGGGUGGGGGGCUCGUGGGGGUCCCCGCUGCCCCCCAGGGCUGCUCUGUCCCCCCCCCAGAUCCUGACGGGAGAAGACUGGAACGCGGUGAUGUACGACGGCAUCAAAUCUCAGGGCGGCGUCAAGGGCGGCAUGGUCUUCUCCGUCUACUUCAUCGUCCUCACCCUCUUUGGAAACUACACGCUCCUGAACGUCUUCUUGGCCAUCGCC